CACAAAACUACACGCACCUGCCUGCUCAAAGGGGAAAAAACACAGUUUCAGGUUUGAGACGGCAGCAGUCUCUGUUGGGACACUGUCGAAGUUCUCUGAGGUUUUGAGACAGUGAAGUUCCCAAAAGCCGCAUGUAACAUCCUUGUUUCAUCUGUUUCUUUUAACUCCCUUUUCUCCUGGACUGAACUUUCAUCCAGGAGAUGAAUUUAAGUUUACCAUUUCCUAAUUCAUAUGUCUAAAACCCUUCUCUCCCGCAUUAAACCCCUCCACCACAACCCAAAACCCAAACCCCCUUCUCCUUCCAACUUCCCAUUAACACGCCACAUCAAAGAACUCGUCAACGAGCUGUGUGAAAUCCUCCAAACCCAAGACAAAUGGGAACACACUGUCGAAACCCGUCUUUCCCAAGAAGAAAUUGUUCCUUCCGACAUUGCCCACCAUGUGUUCGAUAAACUUAAGGAUCCUCAUGUGGGUCUUCAGUUCUUUGAUUGGGUCUCUCAAAGACCUUACGGUUGUCCUCUUGAUCGUUUUGCUUAUUCUUCUCUUUUGAAACUCUUGGCUAAGUUUAGAGUUUUUCCUGAAAUUGAAACUUUGUUGUCUAACUUGACUACUUGUGAAGAUAAAGUUCCAACCCUUGAGGCGUUGGAUGCUGUAAUUAAAGCUUAUUCUGAUUCUAAUUUGGUUGAUAAAGCUGUUGAAUUGUAUUAUUUUGUAUUGAAAACGUACGAUUUGGUUCCACAUGUAGUUACUAGUAAUUCUUUGCUUCAUGGUCUUGUAAAACAUGGUAAGGUUAGAGAUGCUAGGCGAAUGUAUGAUGAGCUCGUUGAGAGAAGUAGUAGCGGUGUUGAGAAUAAAUUUUUGGAUAAUUUUAGCACUUGUAUUGUUGUCACAGGGUUGAGUAAAGAGGGGAAGGUUGAAGAAGGUAGGAAAUUGAUUGAGGAUAGGUGGGGUAAAGGUUGUAUACCAAAUGUUGUUUUUUACAAUACAUUGAUUGAUGGUUACUGCAAGAAGGGCGACAUUAAAAGUGCGUAUGGGCUUUUCAAUGAGUUGAAAUUGAAGAGCUUUUUACCCACAGUGGAGACUUAUGGGGCAUUGAUAAAUGGGUUCUGUAAAGAUGGGAACUUUGAGAAAGUUGAUAUGCUUGUGGAGGAGAUGGUUGCGAGGGGUGUGAUUGUAAAUGCACGAGUGUAUAACACUAUCAUCGAUGCCAAGUGUAGGCAUGGUUUUUUGGCAGAAGCAAAAGACACUGUAGGAAAAAUGGUUGAAGCUGGCAGUAAGCCAGAUAUCGUAACAUAUAACACAUUGAUAUCUUAUUCUUGCAAUGAUGAGAAAAUUCAGGAAGCUGAAAAGUUUCUAGAGCAGGUUAAGAAUAUGGGGUUGGUGCCGACCAAGUUUAGUUAUACUCCUAUGAUACAUGCCUACUGCAAAUCUGGUGAUUUUGAAAAGGCGUUAAAUUUGCUUGCUGAAAUGACAGAGUAUGGUGAUAAACCUGAUGUAUCAACUUACGGAGCUCUUAUCCAUGGAUUGGUGGUCUCUGGUGAAGUUGAUGUUGCAUUAGUCAUUCGAGAUAAGAUGAUUGAAAGGGGAGUAUCACCUGAUGCUGGCAUUUAUAAUGUUUUGAUGAGUGGGCUCUGCAAAAAAUUGAAGCUUUCUGUUGCCAGACAGCUCCUUGAUGAGAUGCUUGGCCGUGGAAUAUUACCUGAUGCUUAUGUUUAUGCCACUUUAGUUGAUGGAUGUGUUAGAAAUGGGGAAUUUCAGGAAGCGAAGAAGCUAUUUGAGCAGACAUUUGAGAUGGGUAUGGAUCUGGGGCUUGUAGGUUAUAAUGCUAUGAUUAAGGGAUACUGUAAGUUUGGACUGAUGAAAGAUGCAGUUGCUUGCAUCAGUAGAAUGAAAAAGUCAAAAAUAUCUCCGGAUGCAUUUACUUAUUCAACAGUAAUUGAUGGGUAUGUAAAGCAGCGUGAUUUGCGUCGAGCAUUAACGAUACUCCCUCACAUGGUAAAGUGCAACUGCAUGCCAAAUGUUGUAACGUACAGCUCUCUAAUUUAUGGCUUUUGUCAGGAUGGAGAUCUUGUGAGAGCUGAAAGUUUAUUCAACGGAAUGCAAUCAAAUGGUAUGAUGCCUAAUUUGAUAACUUAUAGUAUACUAAUUGGCGGCUUUUGUAAAUUGGGAAAACUUGCAAAAGCAGCUUUUAUUUUUGAACAAAUGCUCAAGCACAAGUGCUAUCCAACUGAUGUCACGUUCAAUUAUUUGGUUAACGGGUUUUCGCAUUGCACGCCUACUAUUUUCUCAAAGGAGAAAAAUGAUCCUCUGGAUAAGAAGAACUCUAUGUUUAUGGAAACUUUUAAAAGAAUGAUAUCAGAUGGUUGGCACCCGAGAAAUGCUGCAUACAAUUCCAUUAUUAUCUGCCUCUGUUUACAUAAAAUGCUCAAAACUGCAUUGCAACUACGUCACAAGAUGAUUCGUAAGGGCUACACUACAGAUUCAGUUACUUUUGCCGCCUUACUGCAUGGUAUUUGCUUGGAUGGAAAAUCCAAGGAAUGGAAAAGUAUUAUUUCCUGCAACUUAAGUGUGACAGAGCUGUCUGUCGCUUUAGAGUAUUCUUUGAUAUUUGACCAGUACCUGAGUCAUGGAUUCGACUCUGAGGCUUCCGUGAUUUUGCAUGCCUUGGUUAAAGACCAUGUCUCGUAAUCAAGAUGAAACUGAUAUUAAAUUUUUGGUAAGGUUGGAUUGGCAGAAGACGGAAGGUCUUCAUAAUUGCUGUUUUCUCGAGUGAGUACUAUUAGAGGAGUACUCAGGAUUUUUUUACAAGAUGGAUGGAGCUCUCUGAUUGGCUGCAGUUCUGCAACAGCGUAUCUAGGUGUUUUCUCUUUUGGUGGCAGUGCAACUAAAAUCAGGGUGAUUUUUAUUCGAAAAUGAAUAUAUCAGAUGCUAAAAGGUUAACCUCUUCUCGUGACUGACACGAUGAACUCAUACUUCUUUGUAGUAUAUCUUCUAUGUCUGUCAAAUAUGGACCCCUUGUUGUUUCUCAUUACUGCUCAGCGUUUUUAUAUUCAAUGCUUGAUUUGAAUGCUUUAACGACUCUUUGCUGACUAAGAUGCUAUAGUAGCUUAACCCAAAAAACCCCGUAAAAUAUGGUGUAUUUGCAUGCAGGAGCAAGCUCUCUUUGAGGAAGGGUCAUCCCUGUAAGAGGACAUGAUUAAAGGAUUCUAUUUUCUCGAGGUGCAUUGGCUUUGAGCUUGGAAAUUGGGCCCAUACCCGUCUUUGGCUUGAUGCAUGGUGCAGGGAUUUAGCACUGAAAGAAGAAUUUCCAACCUGAUCUUGACCAUAACUUAUAAAGAGGCCAAGGUAGGCGAGUGGUUAAGGAGGUAUGGAGGUCAGGCAUUAUUAGAUCUUUCCUUCAGGAGACCCAUCCAAGAUUCGGAGUGGGAUGAGAUGGGCAAUAUGCUUCAGGUGCAAUUCAGAUAGGACAGAUUUGGGCAGGCUGAACCUCAAAAAUAUUUUUGUUGAAAUUGUAUUACAAUCUCUCUCUAAGAGAGGUGACUUCAGGCCCAAAUGGAAGCAGGUUUUUCUAUGGAAGACUAAGGCAGCAAAACAAUAAGUUUUGCGCCUUGUUUUUAGUUGGCGAUGUUUGUGCAAAGGAUCAGAGCGGAUUUUGAUCACUUGUUACUACAUUAGCAAUUUCACUGUGGCGUUAUGUUCCCUAGUAUACUCGAUGUUUGAAAUGUGCGCGACUUACCUAGGACAGUGUUGGGUGUCAUGGCAAGUUGGAGAAUAAGAACGCUGGAUGCGGGAAAGGUAUCUGUUGAGACGGCUCAUUUUUUGCAUUUUUUCGGUUGAUUUUGAGAGAGAAAAAGUAAAAACUUUUGAGGGAGUUGAAAGUAAGCACUCUUUUGUUUGGUUAUACUUUUCAGCACUAAAGGAUGUCUCAUAUUGUCAGAAUGAUUGGAUAUUUUGGA
Lycium ferocissimum is the source of this 3956-nucleotide messenger RNA. RefSeq names its product pentatricopeptide repeat-containing protein At1g52620. Gene Ontology annotation, molecular function: protein binding. The record is from RefSeq and is a predicted model, not a curated record. NCBI's taxonomy places the organism in Eukaryota, Viridiplantae, Streptophyta, Magnoliopsida, Solanales, Solanaceae. Bases 232 to 2688 code for a protein of 818 amino acids. The transcript has 2 exons.